Molecule: messenger RNA, 1628 nt
Organism: Sphaerodactylus townsendi
Lineage: Eukaryota; Metazoa; Chordata; Lepidosauria; Squamata; Sphaerodactylidae
Exons: 7
Coding region: 12-1145 (377 amino acids)
Source: RefSeq, a predicted model, not a curated record
GCGGCGCCGGAAUGCCCAUCCUCCCGCUCGCCAUUUUGCAUGGAGUUGGCUGGGUUCUUGCUCCUGUAGCUCGGAGGGCCGUUAGAACCACCGCCCAUGGCGGGCGGGGAAAAAGCUGUUCAGCAGGAGAAACUAUGGUCGGUGCUGGAGUCCUCGCAGCUACGUUACUGAUGUUGGUACCGGUCACGGGCUUCCCCAUCCUGGGUCGUCUACCUGUCUUUGGAGAGCUGUGGCCGGAGCACGUAGUGGAGUAUCAGCAGACAUCAAUAGCAGACAUGAAAAUUGGUCCAUCAGCUGUUGAAAGAACAAAACGAUCAACAAAAGGAGAAAAUGUACAAAUAUCUGUAGCUUUUUUGAAGCAUUUAACCUCUGCCCUUGUAGCAUGUGCUACUAUUUUUGGAAUGACUAUCUCAGUUUUAUCAUUAGCAGCAUGUUACUUAUACUAUAAAAGAAGGCAACUUAAACCCUUUCUUGAUGUUGUACUGAGAAGUGGAGAAUCUCUACACAGAUCUAAAUCCAAUGAUCCAAAUUGUUGUACUCCUAUUUCUCUUUCUCAGGCUUUUCAUUUUGGGCAAUCACAGGAAUCAAGCAAAAAUCAAACAGCAAUGGCAACAGAUUCUAAAACUUCUCCCAGAGAGUCAACAAGAAGUUCCUCUGCUGAAAGCCCAUGCAAGAUAAAGAGAACUGAUAAACCUUGUCCCAAAGAGGAACCUGAUCUUACUAUAAAAGAAAUAUAUGCCAGCUCAGAUAUAGACUGCAGUUCAAAUGGGUCACAAUUAAGUUUUACUGUAAGAUCAAAAACUUACUUAUUUCCAUCUUGGUCCAGUGAGAGUAUGGGAUCACUAUUUGAUGAAGAUGCAUGUGAUGCUUUCUCUGCUCAACUUUCCUCAUCAGAUGAAAUAAUGGAAAAUGAGUUCUCACAGCAACCCACGUCCAACACCAACCAAAAAGAAAAUUCAUCAAUUGCUGUAGUUCAUCAUUCAUGUAAAUACCAAGACCACAGUAGCUACAGUGAUGAGUUGUUGCUGAUAAAGAAAGUAAGGAUUUCCAAGUCAAAAUCUGAAAAUGAUAUGUAUGUAUCUUCUAGUAAAGAACUGCGUCCAGUCCGCUCAUUUACCAUUUUUGAAGGAAGACAUAAUACAUGAUCAGUAUUUGUAUAUUUUACUGGACAUUUUAAACUACUAAUACUGAUGAUUGUCAUUUUUUCAGAAUAGCCAAUUAUUUAAGUGAAUAUGCUGACAUGAAACAAAAAACUGAACAUGUCUCAAUGUUAUUUAUUUUUAAAAUAUAUCAGACAAAUUCUGAUUUACGUCACAAAAAUUAAAUCUGACCAAACUAUCUGAAGUCCUUUUAAUUUGAGUGGGAGUAGGAAUCUGUGUUUCUAUUAAGAGGGCGGGUUUGGUAUCGACGUGUCUUUUUUCCCUUUCAUAAAAUACAUUAGAUAUGGAAGAAGGUAUAAACAUGGCUUAUAUUCUAUUUCAUAAUCUUAUUUUUAAAAAUGUCUGAGUGUUGGUUUUAUGUAAUAGAAUAGUUCAAUAAAACUUACACUGUGUAGCAGGAAGUAAUGAUACCUGCGGGGAUAGGGUGGGAUGUAAAUUAAAUAAAUAAAUAAAAUUAUGUGAGACACA